UCCUGACAACACCUGUAUGCACUAGCAUUCUCGGAAGCGUGAUUUUCUUAGUUAGACCUAACAAAAUGGACCUGCUCCAGACACUGGGACCACAGGCAUUUGAGGUGACUUUCUUCCUCUCCUUCCUGUUGCUGCUGUACUCAGCCCUAAACCUACAGAUGCUGAUGUCUCUGGUAUUCUUUUCCCUGGUCUACUACACGUACCGGGUCAUCGGAAGGAGAACUGCCAAAUAUGCAGUGCCUACAGACAAAUAUGUUCUCAUCACCGGCUGUGACACAGGUAUUGGUCACAGCUUGGCUAUAACGUUAGAUGACAUCGGGUUCAGUGUGAUAGCCACAUGUCUGCGAGGAGAGGGAGAAGGUGCAAAGCAGCUGAGAAAGGCGGGGUCCAAACGAAUGCAUGUAUUGGAGGUGGACAUCUCAAGUGAUGAAAGUGUCGCAAACAGUCUGAAAUAUGUCGAGAACGAAUGCAAAAUGACAGGAUUGUGGGCUCUCGUCAACAACGCUGGAAUAAACUUUCUGGGCGAUGUAGAGCUUGCUACCAUGAAACAGUACAGCCACAUUAACAACGUCAAUAAUUUUGGUCCUCUAAGGAUGUCAAAAGCGUUCCUUCCUCUUAUACGAAAGGCAAGAGGUCGCAUAGUGAAUGUAACCAGCGUCAAGGGUAGGUUCGCCUUGCCGUCCAACGCUGCCUACAGUAUGACCAAAUGGGCAGGAGAAAAUUUCUCAGACACUCUCAGACUGGAAAUGAAGAGGUUCGGGGUCAAGGUCAUUAUCAUGGAACCAGGUCAUUUUGGUGGGGCCACAGGGUGUCUUAACAAAGACGGGCCAGUUGUCUACGACAGAGCGCCUGUCAAGUUAACGUGA
Haliotis rubra (blacklip abalone) is the source of this 866-nucleotide messenger RNA. RefSeq names its product D-beta-hydroxybutyrate dehydrogenase, mitochondrial-like. Gene Ontology annotation, molecular function: oxidoreductase activity. The transcript has 6 exons. Bases 66 to 866 code for a protein of 266 amino acids. NCBI's taxonomy places the organism in Eukaryota, Metazoa, Mollusca, Gastropoda, Lepetellida, Haliotidae. The record is from RefSeq and is a predicted model, not a curated record.